AAGUAAACCCAAUUAUAAAUCUAAUCAUGCAUGCUUACGAGACCCCCACACACUCUCAAUCCUCCCAUGCAAAAAACCAAUCACUUUCCAAAGAUGAAGAGAGAACAAGCUGCUGUGUACCUUGUUUUUGCACUGCUCAUGCUUAGAGCUCAAGAUGCAGAUGCCGAGUUAGGGCUUGAUUUCGAAACUUCUCCGGCAAGGCGGAGUUUGGUGACCACAAGAUUCAUGUUGGCAACUUGGGUAAGCCCUGCUCAAAUCCAGAAAGCUGGUCAAACCUCAAGGUGUUCACAAAAAGCCGUCAGGGCCAAACCCUAUCGGAAAUCAGAAACCGCCACCCAGACACGAUUGAGAUGUCGGCGGAGCACGCGGGCGAGCUCUAAUUAGCAAGCUGCAGAAGAUGCAGUUUUGAGAUUAGAUCAGUAUUCAGUUUGAUGAAUUUUCCGGAUCCGAGUUUAAUGUUAAUGUUUCCUAAUUUGCUGCUGAAUCUGGUUUCAGAGCAGCCAUAAAGAAGCAACAAUGAAUGAA
Molecule: messenger RNA, 525 nt
Organism: Pyrus x bretschneideri (Chinese white pear)
Lineage: Eukaryota; Viridiplantae; Streptophyta; Magnoliopsida; Rosales; Rosaceae
Exons: 3
Coding region: 31-384 (117 amino acids)
Source: RefSeq, a predicted model, not a curated record